Messenger RNA from Alnus glutinosa, 1763 nucleotides. RefSeq names its product auxin transporter-like protein 3. The transcript has 8 exons. Lineage: Eukaryota; Viridiplantae; Streptophyta; Magnoliopsida; Fagales; Betulaceae. The coding region runs from base 83 to 1480 and encodes 465 amino acids. The record is from RefSeq and is a predicted model, not a curated record. Gene Ontology annotation, cellular component: plasma membrane.
UUUCUAUCUAUUUAUAGGACGCUAAACUAGAGUCCCCAGUACUCCAUUGCUUACCCCCACAUCACAAACUAACGCCAUAACAAUGGCUUCUGAGAAGGUUGAGACUGUUGUAGCAGGAAACUACGUGGAAAUGGAGAGGGAAGAAGGCGAUCCCAAGUCGGGUAAGAGCAAAUUAUCAACGCUGUUGUGGCAUGGUGGCUCCGUCUAUGACGCGUGGUUUAGCUGUGCUUCUAACCAGGUUGCACAAGUGCUUCUCACGCUCCCAUACUCCUUUUCCCAACUGGGGAUGCUCUCUGGAAUCAUUUUUCAGCUUUUUUAUGGGCUGAUGGGAAGCUGGACUGCUUACCUUAUCAGCGUACUUUAUGUUGAGUACAGAACUAGAAAAGAAAGAGAAAAGGUUGAUUUCAGGAAUCAUGUUAUUCAGUGGUUUGAAGUCCUUGAUGGGCUGUUGGGGAAACACUGGAGGAAUGCAGGCCUAUUUUUCAACUGCACUUUUCUUAUGUUUGGAUCUGUAAUUCAACUAAUUGCCUGUGCAAGUAAUAUAUACUACCUAAACGACAAUCUUGACAAGAGAACUUGGACUUAUAUCUUUGGCGCUUGCUGUGCAACAACUGUCUUCAUCCCAUCAUUCCAUAAUUACAGAAUUUGGUCAUUCUUGGGACUUAUUAUGACUACUUACACUGCAUGGUAUCUCACCAUUGCUUCCCUUAUCCAUGGGCAGGUUGAGGGAGUGAAGCACUCGGGACCAACCAAAAUAGUUCUCUACUUCACUGGGGCCACCAACAUUCUCUACACCUUUGGCGGACAUGCUGUCACAGUGGAGAUUAUGCAUGCAAUGUGGAAGCCACAGAAGUUCAAGCUAAUAUACUUGAUAGCAACACUCUAUGUGCUCACCCUAACUCUACCUUCAGCUUCUGCUGUUUAUUGGGCUUUUGGGGACAUGCUUCUUACCCACUCCAAUGCUCUCUCGUUGCUACCAAGGACGAGAUACAGGGACGCUGCUGUCGUCCUUAUGCUUAUUCACCAGUUCAUAACAUUUGGAUUUGCUUGCACCCCUCUGUACUUUGUGUGGGAGAAAUUCAUCAGUAUGCAUGAAACGAAGAGCAUGUUGAAGAGAGCUCUAGCUAGGCUUCCUGUGGUGAUCCCAAUAUGGUUCCUUGCAAUCAUUUUCCCUUUCUUUGGGCCCAUCAACUCAACCGUUGGAUCUCUUCUGGUCAGCUUCACCGUUUACAUAAUUCCUGCGCUAGCACACAUGGUGACCUUCGCGUCUGCGUCGGCUAGAGAGAAUGCAGUAGAGAGACCACCCUCAAUUGUAGGAGGUUGGGCAGGAUUAUACACCGUGAACAUCUUUGUAGUGGUGUGGGUAUUGAUCGUAGGAUUUGGGUUUGGAGGAUGGGCAAGCAUGCUCAAUUUCAUACGACAAAUUGACACCUUUGGCCUAUUCACUAAGUGCUUUCAGUGCCCCCCACACAAGGCUUGAUGAUGAGUAGAUUCCCUACUUUUGAAAAGGUUUUACAAAUUAAGUUACAUAUGUAAGCGUGUAAAAAGAUUGGCAUUUGAAACCUUUUCUUCUUUUCCUUUCAUUUCUCUCUCCUUGUAAAAGCUACUGUUGAUGGAUUGAUCAGAAGAGGUGUGAUGGCCAUUAUGGCCACCCCUAUACGGACCUACAAUUGUAACUUGUGUGCUGGAGUUUUUUUUUUUUUUUUUCUUCUUCCUUUUUUGGUGGGAUGAUUUUAUUUUUAUAAACCGUUUUGUAGUAUUAA